Messenger RNA from Marasmius oreades (fairy-ring Marasmius), 1499 nucleotides. RefSeq lists its product as uncharacterized. The transcript is spliced from 14 exons. The coding region runs from base 333 to 1163 and encodes 276 amino acids. The record is from RefSeq and is a predicted model, not a curated record. Lineage: Eukaryota; Fungi; Basidiomycota; Agaricomycetes; Agaricales; Marasmiaceae.
CCGCCGCCUGAAACGACUCUCAGAUGAGUCCUCUUUGCGUCUGACCCAUCUAAUCCUAUUUGUAUUCCUCCCUCGGCCCAUUCCAAACAACGACAACCCAACCUUUUUCAAGUGUCUCCCCAAACACCUCCCUCUCUAGGGCUACCCCACAUCCAUAAUCUGUUCCUUGCAUGAUCACAUCCAUCGCCAGCCUUGCGGAUCAAGGAUGCCUGUGCAGAUCCUGAUUAGUACUGCAAUCAUGGCGUAUACAAGGAGGUAGUGAAACCUUCUGUUCUGCCUGGUGAACGUUGAACCCUCGCCCAUCCCCCGCCUAACCAUAACUGACGUGACUUAUGGAGCCUAAACAGUUUUUGACGGAUUCUCAGUUGCAGGAACUGAAAAAGUGUGUGGAGAAUGUAAGAUUAGGAAAUAACAUUCUUUUCGCCAGUUCAGUCCUAUUUGUGAGUCAAAAUUGCGCCCAACUUCCCAGAAUACACUACGUCAAUAUAAAAUGUCCGCAGCUGUUCGACUAUCUCUUGACGGUAUCCGACGAAGUCAGAUAUCUGAGGAGAUCCAAACGACUCUCGAUAGGUACCGGAGCUUACAUCGCAUCCCGCUACGGCGCUCUGUUGGCGGCCAUUUUAGCUAUUCCAGCUGUACAUGAUCUGAACUUGGACAGAGUGAAUACAGUGGUUCGCGUUGUCCCAAUUGUCGCCUCCGAAACAAUUAUUGCCGCUCGAACAUGGGUGAUAUGGGGUAGAAGUCGGACGAUAUUAUGGACCCUCGUCAUAUUUUCUUUGCUUUUUGCGAUCCCUGCUCUAAUCAUCAUCGGGAAAAAUGUUGCUACCAGUAGGGUACACCCGCUCAUAACUCCGGAGUUGGUAGACCUCUGUAGUGCAACAUUUGGAGACAUUCCAGGUGCUUUUAUUGUUCCAUAUCUCCUGACUAUUCUCUACGAGAUCGGUGAGGCCUACCUUGACUUGUUAGUCGGACAUACGAUGAUGGACAACCCUUCCAAUAGUCACACUCUCCUUGUCAUUGUUUCGCAUUGCACAGGUGAGAAAGAAAAUACCAAAGACCAUAAGAUCACCGUUGUUGAAUACUCUGUGGAGAGAUGGCGUCGUAUAUUUUAUGUUCAUGCUACUUUUAUCUGCCAUAAACAUCGGUGUCAUACUGCAACCUGAGGCCCCUCAAUUACGGACAGGUGGCGCGAGCCUACAAGCGGUACUACAUAGUAUAGUGGCAUCUCGUAUCGUACUCCACCUUGCGAGCUCGAAAAACCCUCGAGUUAUCACCAGCGCCCCAACUUCAGGUCGCUCCAAAACUGUCACGGAUAUCGAGCUCAACUCGCGGUCCUCAAUAGAUUGCAAUGUGGGCCGACUUCCGGUUUCAAGGAAGUGAAACGAGUACGAAGAUGAAUAAUGGAGAAGUGAUAAAAAAACCAAGUCGAUAGGUGUUUAGAAAUUUGUUUAUUUCGUAAAGCUCGCCUUGGGUAAACGCUCCUGCUCAAAAUACCGUCC